This is a messenger RNA of Sceloporus undulatus (fence lizard), 2521 nucleotides long. It is a transcript of the gene SLC25A48, whose product is annotated as solute carrier family 25 member 48. The record is from RefSeq and is a predicted model, not a curated record. Gene Ontology annotation, molecular function: transmembrane transporter activity. Bases 288 to 1214 code for a protein of 308 amino acids. Gene Ontology annotation, cellular component: mitochondrion. Gene Ontology annotation, biological process: transmembrane transport. Lineage: Eukaryota; Metazoa; Chordata; Lepidosauria; Squamata; Phrynosomatidae. The transcript is spliced from 8 exons.
UCUUUAAGCUCUGUGAGCAUGAUGUCAUGAUGAGUUUUGAAGGCACUUUUGAGACAGAGAGAGAGAGGGUGUAAGAGCUGUUUCAGGUUUGAGGCUUUUGAAAGUUGUCAAAGAAACAAACUAUUUCUCUGCUGCCACUCUGGGACACUGUGGGAUGUGGAAAAAAACAGAGUGAAAGAGACAUUCAGAUUCUCAUCUGUUUCUUGCUUGGUGCUGAAAGAGCUGAAUGUGAUCUGCAAUAACUGCCCAAGAAUAAAGAACUGCUUUGAAAUAACAAUACCAAUAAUAUGGGCAGCCUUCAGUUGGAUGAUUUUGUAGCUGGAUGGGUAGGAGGAGCUGCAGCUGUAAUUGUGGGACAUCCUCUGGAUACAGUAAAGACUCGUUUACAAGCUGGUCAAGGCUAUGGCACCACUUUUAACUGUGUACUCACUGUAUACAAAAAUGAAUCGGUUGCUGGAUUCUUCAAGGGAAUGUCUUUCCCACUAGUUAGCAUUGCUGUCUACAAUUCAGUGGUAUUUGGUGUCUUCAGCAAUACCCAAAGGCUCAUUAAUCAACAUCGUUAUGCAAAUCCUAAUCAUCCACCAGCGCUCAUAGACUUGGCUUUAGCAAGCAUGGCAGCAGGAGCUUUUUCAGUAGGAAUUGGUGGUCCAGUUGACCUGGUAAAGAUAAGACUACAGAUGCAGACGCAAACAUUUCUUGCAGCCAACCUAGACUUGAAGCACAGGACAACUGGAUUUUCAGUACAGACUGCCUACAGAGGUCCAGUUCACUGUGUUGGUGCAAUCCUCCGACAGGAGGGUUUAACAGGACUAUAUCGAGGUUCAUCUGCAAUGAUUCUCCGUGAUGUUCCUGGAUAUUGCCUCUACUUCAUCCCUUACACAUUUCUUUGUGGAUGGAUCACUCCAGAGGGAUGUCUUUCUCCUAGUCCCUUUUCUGUAUGGAUGGCUGGGGGCAUUGCAGGGGCAAUAUCUUGGGGAACUGCUACUCCUAUGGAUGUUGUGAAGAGUCGUCUUCAAGCAGAUGGGGUUUAUUUAAGCAAAUACAGAGGAGUCGUUGACUGUAUCUCCCAAAGCUAUCACAAUGAGGGUCUAAAAGUCUUUUUUAGGGGAUUUACAGUUAACGCAAUACGUGGAUUCCCAAUGAGUGCUGCUAUGUUUCUUGGAUAUGAACUUUCACUUAGAGCCCUCAGAGAGCAAGCAGAGGCAAACCCUUGAAUUCCAGGAAUCAUCUGCGCCUCACCAUUGCUACUUCCUGAGCCAAAUCAAUAGCACAUAAUCAAAGCUGGAUGUGGAAAAUAAUGUCAUCAUGCCAGAGAACUUUGUGAACAGUAAUUACUGAUCCUGUACAUGAGUGACUGAAAUGUUAACAACUGUGCAGCAACUGAAUUUUGAUCCAAAUGCACUUCAUUGUGAAGACAAAGGCAAAUAUUGCCUGGCAGUGAUAAAAAGUUUUCAUCAAAACUUUUAUAGAAUGCAACCCACUUUGUCUAGGAUCAGCCACCAAUGCCACUUUCCAACACCAUUUAUAAGAGGCUAACUGGGUUCUAAUGCAUUGUCUUUUCAUUCCUUGUUUCAUAUAAUUAGAUAUCCAGUGUGUUGGACUGUAAUAAUGUCUUCAAGGCUUCAAAUGCUUAACUACAAGAAUUCUCAACUGUUGAUUUUUCCUAUGGCAAGUGUAAUCCAAUGUGUCUAUGUGCUUUUCCCUGACUGUUGCUGUUCCCUAGUCUACUGUGUUUGGUUUGUGUGUGCGUGUGUGCAUGUGGAGAAUGGCUUGUUACACUGAACAAGAAACCAAAUGUAAGAUUAUAUUUGGAGACCUAUAAUGUGGCCAAGUAGAUUGCUGCUAUAAACAAUUAUGCUUUAUUUAUUUAAAGGCACUGACAUCAGCAAUCCACGUGGCCACAUUACAGGUGUCCAAAUAUAAUUUCUAGCCAUUUCGGCUUUUCUCAGAAAAUAGCCAGCAAAAGGAUAAUUCAUUGAGAAUCUGGCUUGAGCCCUUCUGCAUAAAAUGGACACCCCCAUCUGCUCAGAGGGGAGUCCAGACAAUGCAGGGUGCACUCCUCAAGUCUGAUGCAAAUGGUCCUGGCAAUAUCCAGCUUAUUCAGCACCAAACCCAGGAUAUACCCCUCUUAAAACAGUAAAAAACAACAACCAUACUACUUGUUCUGUGGCUUCCCAGAAGAUACAGCCCUCCAUUGUGGCAUUGGGUGGCUGUUUGUAUGAAUGUACUGCUGUGCCACAUGGCAUGGUGGCCAUUGCAGCAUACCACUCGCAUUGAGGUCACAACAAGAUCCCCAGCCAUGCAAUCGAUGUUGAGCACCUUGUUCUGACCUCAGAGUGAAGGGACCUGCACAGUGGGACACAUAUGCAAACAACCACCUGGUGCCACUAAGAAUCUACCUCAAGAGUGAAAAGGGGGAUUCAUUCCAAUGAUCUGUGGUAGCUAGUGACUUCCAUGUCAGUGGGAAAGUGGAUGUACUCUGGGUUUUAGCACAAACCAUAAAGGAGCUGUCCAAGGUGCU